Messenger RNA from Physcomitrium patens, 4450 nucleotides. RefSeq lists its product as uncharacterized. NCBI's taxonomy places the organism in Eukaryota, Viridiplantae, Streptophyta, Bryopsida, Funariales, Funariaceae. The record is from RefSeq and is a predicted model, not a curated record.
CGAGACUCGUCCAUCGGUCUUGUGGCUCGAGCGUUCCGUUGGCGGGUUGGUUGAUACUAGCUCCAACUGCGACUGCAUGACGACAACCAGUACCCCCCCUACAGCUACAAAACAAACGUAUCCUCCAUAAUCCUACUUUUGACCAGGUGAUGCGCAGUGCGUUAAUUUGUCACUCCGAUAGUUAACUAGAUCGUGUUAGGCUUAUAACCUGUAGAAGACCAGGAGAUUCCUCUGUCUAUGUCUCUUGAUUAGUGUGCCCUUGGCUUGGAUGAUUGAGGAGAACUACACAUAGAAACCGAUAGGAGAUCUACCUCUUCAUUCUGUUUUUCGCCACUUAGAUUAUCAGACGCUGCUCGAGUUUUUAGCUGCCGAACAGUCCAAGCACAUGAGAUAUCAUUACAGUUUCAUAGCUUGCGAUGCCGGAUUGUUUCAUUAAGCACACAUCAAGUAGCCUAGUCAGCUUGAUAGCUGGGAUGCCUCUCGUUAGCGUAGGGUAUCGUCAUGUUAGCGAGCAGAAAUAGCUCAUCUGAUUGCCAACGCAUUCUUUUUGCGGAGUUAGAAGAGUAGAAUGAAGCUUAAGGUUAUGAGAGUUUUGAUUGUAGCGGGUAAGUUCCGUACUUGGCUUCUUGCUGUGGUGCACGACGGAAAUGCUCUCACGUGUGAGAGUACCUAUUAUUCAGUGGCAUCAUUCACUUGACGAGGAGCGUCUUGAUGAUUGUGUUGUGAGCCUACAGCUGAAGAAAUCUCAACGCUUGCGGGAGUUGAAUGAUUUGGAGUUCAUGCUGCGCUAGCCUGGUUGAAUGAUUCUGUCUCAAUUGAGUUCGAGGAUGAGAGCGUUGGAAUCAAGUUGCGACGUAGCUUUACAGCGGCCGUUUGUGAUUGUUUUGUGCACCGUGAACGAUCCUGAUUUAGUUACACUGGCAGCACACCUUCAUAAUCCGCACUCUGAACCAGCACCAACUCCUGAAAAUCUAUGUCAUGGAUGCGAUAUUGCGCUAGCUCCUGGCAAUACCGGCUAUGGCGUUGCGUUUUGCUACUGUUGCGCGUGAGUUCGAUAGCUCUCUAUUCCGGAGCAUUCUGCUGGGGGGUUAGUUGAACGUAAGAGAGCACAGCGGGAUGGCGUUGAUAAGGAAGUGAGCUGGGAUCAGUAGUUGCGGCAGUUGAUGAAGGUAGUUCGUCGCCAGGUAAUUUGCGGACUGAUGAUAGUAACUGAGAAUUGGAAGCCAUGAGAUCGCAUAUUAUUAGCAAUGAGGCCCCUCUGCGACCUCAAGAAAAGGGAGACGUUUAUGUAAGCCAUGGCACAGGACAAAUCGAUGCAGGUUGGCCGGUCGUUCACCAUGGUCAGCAAUCGAGCUGGUUGAGCGGCUUCCGGUGCGGAGUUUCAGUAGAAGGACAUUGCGAUGUGGAGAACAAAGCGCUAAAUUCUCUUGAGGAACAUCGCAGCGAGGAGCACUUGUCAGCACAAGACGAGGAUAGCAAUUUCGACGUGCUUGCACAGCGAGUUGACGAACUUAUUGCUAGACAAUCUCAAUUUGCAUUUCUGAAACCUUGUAGGCAACUUGAGAAACACUACGCAAACAAGAGAAAUUCAGGAAGCUGUAGCUUUCGUCAUGGAGACAGAACAAUCCCAGCGACCGAGGCUGCGUUCAAGCACAAGAAAAUGCACGAGAAUCUCAAAGAUUCAAGUUCGCAGGGAAAAGAAUAUCAUCAGGAGUCCAGCUCAAGGAAGGCUUGCCGUGCUUCGGUGCUUCAAGAGUCUGAAAGGGAGGUUGAAAAAAUACAGACUGCGCAAUGUAGGUUCCUAGACAGCGAUGUGAAACCUAAAAGCACUAUUCGUGAGCUUCUGUCGACACCAUCUAACCCAAAGAAUGUCGAGCAAGGACCACUCCAGACUCCACCACAUGAUCACGUAGAUGGACGUAAACAUCACGAUCUAGCUGCUUCCGUCCCCUGUAAGUGGGAUGAGCAGCUUGACAAACCGAAAAGCAUUGCAGCAGCAGCGCAGCGAGCGUUGGCCCGGAAGUUAUCAAGAGAUGGAAUCGAGCUCAACUGCUUUGUGGAAGACAAGUCGCCGAUAUCAAGUUCUCAACGAACAUCUGCAAGAGAAGGGGAGGUAUCAACCAAUGACCACCCCCACAAAGUUGCGCAUUCAUCAUCACACAGAGUAACUGCCAGCGAGAGAUUUCACGGUAGAGCUGGCCAUGUCCAAAGAAAUUCAGGCGAUUCUAGAAUUUGGCGAAUCUCCAGCACGCGAUGCAGCAUCUAUGAGAAAGAGGCGCACAUCGAUCUCGUUGCUCCUUCUGCGGCAAAGUUUUUAAUAGAGACAUCGGAGUCGUCAUUGUAUACUAGCGCCAAUCAUCACAAUGCUUCGCCGCCUUCUGUUGCAGUCCCAUUCAAGUGGGAAGACACUCCGGGCAAGGCCAAGGUGGAUGAGACAGCAGGCAAAAGUAAGCCAGAAACCUUACAACUUCCUCCGCGUCUGGCUGUCCACAUGCAUCGCACCACCAAGUCCAAUUUCGCCAGGGAGCUUCGCGUUUCAGUCGCUUCUCACUCUCUCGGAGGAUUGUUUCCUUGCAUGACGGCCACUUCCUCACCAUCUCGAUUGCAGCAGCAGGAUCCCACAUGGAUGCAUCAGUACCGCGCCACCAAGAGCUCGCUGCCGAAGCAAUCGCAGGCUCACCAUGGCUAUGCGUACGCCGGCAACCAGGAGUCCGUUUCUUCUAAAUCCAGCGAUCGAAGCGUCAAUCCGCGAAAGAUCAACAAGCCAUUAUCGCAGCCAUUGACAUCCACUGACUCGCCUCUUAACCUUAAGCCUCGCAAGCUCUUGAGCUCCGAGCUCAAGGCCUCUCAUCCAUGGAUGCAUCGAUCUGGUUCUAGCCAUUCCUGUUCGGAUCCUACCAGCAUUCUCCACAGCGGUCGCCAGUCCUCAUCGUCUCGCACAUAUUUAAGCUGUGAUUUUGGCGCGUCUACGCCUAGCAUGGCUGGCUCCAAAUCGAGCUCCAGCGCAUCGUAUGAAUCAAUUGAAGAGGACUUCGCCCCCGACCACGAUCACGAUAAUACUGUAAGCCCUUCAUAUAUAACUAAGUCCCACUCGUUUGACUCUCAAACCUCUAUGGGCUAUUCAGAAUCGCCUAUAGUUCCGAACUUUGGUCCUUCUGCAAAGGUGACCUUCCAAGGAAAAAGAUCCAAUGCCCACAGAUCGGAGUGCGUCAAGAGCCUGCUCAAGCUCUGCAAAUCCCAUGGAAAAUGCCUCAGAAAAUCGAAAUCCAACCGGAAGAGGCUAGGUUCUCUCUACAGUCCCGAGGUUUGGGCCCCCACACUAGCAACGUACUUCCAGCGCCUGGACGUGACCGAGGCGGCGAUAUCGAACGGCCUUCUCGACAAGCAGGGUGCGCCCACUUCAAGCGGAUACCUCAACUCAAACGGGGAACCUAUACCCUUGCAAGAUUGUACAUUUGACACUUACGACACAAGUCCUGAAGCCUCUCCGAAACGGCCCACCAGGCUGCCAUAUAGAAUGCCAAGUGUUGAAGAGCAGGAGUUAGCAACACGACACACUCGCAACUUAGUCGGAAAGCUGGAAGCAAAUUCUCGCGGAAGGGAUUAUAGCAACUCCAGAAUGUACAUGAAUAUUGUAUCUCCCACUCAGUUGGAUAAGUGCUGGACCUCCAGCCACCGAGAGGAGUAUUGUCCUCCUCCAGCGUAUGCAGCAACUCUAGAGAUGCUGUCUCCGACUGUGAAUCUUGUGUCCAGGCGGCACAAGUCGUCUCGCGCCCUGCCAUUGUCUUCAUGGUCGAGUCCAAAACCACACCGACGUGUUCAAUUCAUCUUAUCCAUUUGCAAGACUCUGAAGCGCGUCCUCUUCCGACAACCAGCUCGCAGAUCAGUGAUUGGCACAAAGCUGAUGUACCACGAGAAACGGGUUCCCACAACUUUUCAAUUCUCAAAUCCAAAUUGAAGCAUAGAAUGCUGUCGUGAUGGAAAUUCAGUGUUCGGGCUCUCUGAUUUAAUGAAGAAAUGGUAAUCCUGUACAUAAGCAUGACAAGCGGCGCCAAAUUGAAGACAUGUAGGUUGCAGACCGCUUUCAUCUUGUACCUUGUGUAGAAAUGGUCUUAAUUACUUGUGGUGUUCAAUCAUCAUAUUGCUCUUCAGAGCUGAUCGAUCAACUUCAUGUGGCGCCUAGAGAAAUAUUCUGGAUGAGCAGUGAAGUCUACUGUAGCUUUGCAUUAGAAGAGUACCCUAAUGACUCUUGAUACGACUAGACUAAGUAAAUAUCUUCUUUAAAAAUUGGGGAGCACAAGCAUGUCAGUGAGUGUAUUUACUCCAUUAUAAGAGGCAGGCUUGCUAGUAAGCACGAAAUGAAUGUCUAUGAAGCACAUGGAGCUGAUGGUAGCUUUUACCCUAAACCGUGGUAACUUAAUAUCGGAGCAAAUGGAAUAUUACUGUGAAA